CAUUCGGCAGUAGACGACGAAACCGAAUUCAAAUUCAUCCCCCCCAGAACGCCUAACUUUGGUGGACUGUGGGAAGCCGCUGUUAAGUCAUUCAAAACGCACCUGAAGAGGACGAUAGGAUGCACCAUUCUCCGUUUUGAUGAAAUGAACACCAUCUCGAUUCAAAUUGAAGCUAUUCUCAACUCCCGUCCGUUGACACCAAUGACUAACGAUCCUGCAGAUUACGAAGCCAUCACACCUGGUCACUUUCUGAUCCACCGACCGUUAACAGCCGUGCCGGAGCCUUCCAAGGAACAUAUUCCAGAGAACCAUCUUUCGAGAUGGCAAAGAACCGAAGUCUUUUACGAGCGCAUUUGGAAGCGCUGGUCCUCCCAGUAUCUGUCGGAUUUACACAACCGCACCAAGUGGACUAGGAAACGAAACAACAUAGCCGUUGGAACCAUGGUGCUCCUCAAGGAGGACAACCUUCCCCCGUUGCAGUGGGCUCUCGGUCGUGUGACGAAAAUCUACCCCGGUCCCGAUGGCAACAUCCGAGUCAUCGACGUCAAAACCAAGGAUAGCCAGUUCCAGCGAGGAAUCCAGAAGAUUUGUGUUCUUCCCAUCAAGGACAACAUUGAUGAUCCCGUCCAGCAGGAGAACUAAAUUCACCACCACCCACUCCAGUAUACAACAUAAGUUUAGUCGUCCACCGAAUUCGACCAUUCCUGCCUUUCCAUUGUGAUGAUCCUUUCGUGUCAAGCAUCGGCCAACUUUAUCUGGCGGUCAUCGUAAGCUGACAGCAAACCACCAUCGUCGUAGCUUCACAUCGCAGUUUCAUCUUCAUCAGCGCCUGGGGCGCUCGCGGAGGCCAGGAGGCCUCCGCUCCAGGGAAGUCGAAUCGGUCCGGUGGACCACAUCCAGUCAUCUAGUCAACUAGUCAUCUAGCCAUCUAGUCAACCAGUUGUUCCGUUCUCCUGUCGUCACGUCGUCCAGUCACCACAUCGUCCGUUCAACAGCCAUCCGUACUACAAGCGAUAUGUGUUUUCGUGUCCUGUCGUUUGUACAUCGUUGGUAAAGAUCGUCCAGUCCUCAUAGUUGCAGAAGCGCAACCAGACACAGCCAGUCUGAGCAGGAUUCCAGCCCUAAU
Messenger RNA from Uranotaenia lowii, 1126 nucleotides. RefSeq lists its product as uncharacterized. The record is from RefSeq and is a predicted model, not a curated record. The coding region runs from base 145 to 642 and encodes 165 amino acids. Lineage: Eukaryota; Metazoa; Arthropoda; Insecta; Diptera; Culicidae. The transcript has 2 exons.